AUGGGGCAGAAUAGGACAAGGAGCCGCGCCAUUAAAGCAGAAGUGGCUAUAAUUUCUGCUCCAUAUGUUUAAAGGUAUGAAGUUCAGGCAUGACAAUUAUUCAAGGUCAGACCUCCCACUGUGAGAAUGCGCAAGUUUCAUGAAGGAGGUUUUCAGCCUAAAAUGAGCAGAAUAAAAGCAGCUCUAAUUCUUGGAAUCAGGUCUCAAAGCACUAAAGCAGAUAGAGUGAGGGAAGCACAUAGGAAGGUGAUGGUAACUAACCAUCGAGAUACAAGACAUAAUUACGACCUUGCUUUUAACAUAAACGAGGCGAAAGACAAUUUGCUUGGAAAGACGAAGAACAGUGGAUCCGCAUUCUAG
This is a messenger RNA of Solanum pennellii, 360 nucleotides long. Its product is annotated as mitochondrial import inner membrane translocase subunit TIM14-2-like. Gene Ontology annotation, biological process: protein import into mitochondrial matrix. The transcript has 3 exons. Gene Ontology annotation, molecular function: ATPase activator activity. NCBI's taxonomy places the organism in Eukaryota, Viridiplantae, Streptophyta, Magnoliopsida, Solanales, Solanaceae. The record is from RefSeq and is a predicted model, not a curated record. Gene Ontology annotation, cellular component: PAM complex, Tim23 associated import motor.